CAAAAACAACAACCCAACAACACCGCACAGGAUGAAGUUCCUCGAGAAUGAAUCGGACAAGAUUGAGAUCGUCGACGGUCCGGUGGACGUGCCGGCCAUUAUCGACUCGAUGGUAGAACAGCUGCCCACCGACAACCCGUUCUACGUGAUGGAUAUCGGGGACAUUGUGCGCAAACAUCAGCAGUGGAUCGAAAAGAUGCCACGCGUAGUACCGCAUUACGCGGUCAAGUGCAACGACACGGACAUCGUGUGCGCCACGCUGGCCGCACUCGGUGCAUCGUUCGACUGUGCGUCGAAGGGUGAGAUAGCGAAGAUUCUUUCGCUUGGCGUCGCCCCGGAACGUAUCAUCUUUGCAAACCCGAUGAAACCGGCAUCGCAUCUGCGGUACGCCAACAGUAACGCGGUCAAAACGAUGACCUACGAUAGCGAUACCGAGCUGCACAAGAUCAAGCAGUACUGUCCGGAUGCCAAGCUUGUUAUUCGCAUCCGUUGCGAGGCAGAAAAAGCCCAAUGUCCCUUGGGCAAGAAGUUUGGCUGCGAUCCGGUAGAGGAAGCACCGCGCCUAAUCAAGAUUGCCCGCAGUCUUGGGCUGGAAGUGGUCGGCGUAAGCUUCCACGUCGGUUCCGGCUGUGCCGAUUUCCCCAUCUACUAUAAGGCCAUCUCAUACGCGCGUGAUUUGUUUGCCUAUGCUGCCCAGUUGGGGUACACAUUCAACCUGCUGGACAUUGGUGGCGGUUUCCCGGGCGAUACUGGCACAUCCAUCGACGAGGUGGCAAUGAUUGUAAAUGCAGCGCUCGAUACGUACUUCCCGGACAAAUCAGUACGCGUCAUUUCCGAACCGGGCCGCUACUACGUAUCGUCCGCCUUCACUCUCGUCACCAACGUGCAGUCGAAGCGCGUUUGCCUGAACGCCAAGACGGGCACCAUCGAUCGGAUGAUGUACUAUCUGAACGAUGGUGUUUACGCGUCGUUCAACUGCGUGCUGUACGAUCAUCAGGUACCGCGACCGAAGCUAAUCGGUGGCCAAAAUGGCAAGCUGUACAAGAGCACGAUCUGGGGCCCGACGUGUGAUGCGCUCGAUCAGCUGAUCGAAACGAUUGCACUGCCCGAGCUGCAAAUCGACGAUUGGGUCGUGUUUGAGAACAUGGGCGCUUACACCAUUCCCGUCGCCAGUCCGUUCAAUGGUUUCGAGCUGCCGAAAGUCUACUGCUACAUCAGCAAACGACAUUGGGAAAUGUUGGAAUCAUUGUUCCCGCAACAGAAUGAAUGCUCACUGACGGCUAGCUGCAACGAGUGCAUGCCAAACAGCUACGAAUCUGUUGCCGCCUGCGCUUGAGGCUCUCACCAUUGCUAUCAUCGUGCCAUGGCCGUGCUGAUCCCGACGCGUACCGCUCAUUCCAUCGGUCACCCCGGGACCAGCUUUUAUUAUUCUAUGAUAUUCAACGGAAAUUCUAUAAUCUUAACAUUUAAAACGCUAUAUACAACGUUGCCUUUCCUUCCAUUACUUCAAAAAGACAUAAUUACUUCAAUAAACGAAGAGGCAGCCUUUUUACACAACCGUACAAAA
Messenger RNA from Anopheles maculipalpis, 1567 nucleotides. RefSeq names its product ornithine decarboxylase 1-like. Lineage: Eukaryota; Metazoa; Arthropoda; Insecta; Diptera; Culicidae. The coding region runs from base 32 to 1336 and encodes 434 amino acids. The transcript is spliced from 3 exons. Gene Ontology annotation, molecular function: ornithine decarboxylase activity. The record is from RefSeq and is a predicted model, not a curated record. Gene Ontology annotation, cellular component: cytoplasm.